AUGACCAAGACCAUCGGCACCCACAGCGGUGCUUUCCACGCGGACGAGUCGCUCGCCGUGUUCAUGCUCAAGCAGCUCCCCGAGUUCAAGGACGCCGAUCUGGUGCGAUCCCGAGACAUGGAGACCCUCGACAAGUGCGACAUUGUGGUCGACGUGAGCGGCCAGUAUGACGGCACCAAAUACUUUGACCACCACCAGCGGGGCUUUGAGGAGAUUUUCGAUCUCGACGGCGAGUUUGUCACCAAGUUGUCUUCUGCCGGACUGGUGUACAAGCACUUUGGCAAGGACGUGAUCCGGGCUAUUCUCAAGGACGCCUCUGUGUCGGAUGCCGACAUUGACCUUCUCUACCGAAAGAUCUACAAGGACUUUGUGGAGGCCAUUGACGCCAACGACAACGGCAUUGAGCCUUACUCGGAGCCCAUUGCCGAGAAGCCCAAGUUCAAGCAGUUUGGCAUCACUCUUCCUGCCCUCGUGUCCACCCUCAACGGGCUCGUCAAGGAGGAGUCCGAGCGAGACGCCCAGUUCAACGUGGCGUCCCAGCUUAUGGGCACGGCCUUCCACAACCUGGUCUACACCGCCGGCACUGUGUGGCUGCCUGCCCGAGCCAAGGUUCUUAUGGCGGUUGAGGCUGCACUGAAGAAUGGAGACGAGCAGCGAUACCUCGAGUUUGACGAGUCUUGCCAGUGGAAGGACCACCUGUUCACAAUUGAGGAGGAGAAGGGCAUCGAGGGCCGAUUCCUCUACGUUCUCUACCCUACUCCCGAUUCCGUGCGUGUCCAGGCCGUCAACGAGAAGGACUCUGCUUUCAAGUCCCGAAAGCCUCUGCCCGAGGAGUGGCGAGGUCUGCGAGACGAGGAGCUGUCUGAGAAGUCCGGUAUCCCCGGCGGUGUGUUUGUGCAUGCUGCUGGUUUCAUUGGCGGCAACAAGACUCUGGAGGGUGCUCUGGAAAUGGCCAAGAAGGGUGCUCUUGCUUAG
This is a messenger RNA of Yarrowia lipolytica CLIB122, 975 nucleotides long. RefSeq lists its product as uncharacterized. Lineage: Eukaryota; Fungi; Ascomycota; Dipodascomycetes; Dipodascales. The record is from RefSeq and is a predicted model, not a curated record. Gene Ontology annotation, cellular component: nucleus; cytoplasm.